AUGAACGAAAUCAAAAAGCUUCUCACUGAAAAGCAAAAACCAAUGUUGGGUUACAAAGGUUAUCUCUAUACCGUCGAACGUCAAAACGAAGAAAGGACCAGUUUUCGGUGCAAAAACCGUCAAUGCAAAGGCCGUUGUCAAACCGAUCCAAGCAUGAACAGCAUUCUUUCUGAACCCACUGAACAUUGCCAUGGUCCAAUCAUCGAUCAAUUACCAGUCGUCGAAUUAAAAAACAAAAUCAAGUCCCGAGCUCUUAUCAGCGAAGAACCAACAAAUGCGGCUGGUCAGUUACCACGAACUGACACUCUACAAAAAACAAUCCGUCGACAACGUCAAACACCGAAAGCAAGCCCUGAUAAUCGAUUGCCCGAUCAUUUAAAACAAACAACCCGUGGCGACAAUUUUAUUCUUCACGAAGACGAUAAAUUGAUUAUUUACACGACCACUUCGAACCUAUCUGUAUUGAAAACAUGUAAGCAUUGGUUCGCGGACGGAACAUUCAAAGUUUGUCCGGACGAUUUCUAUCAAAUGUUUACAUUACAUGGAUUAUUUAAAUCACAAGUUAUUCCAUUGGUUUAUGGGCUGCUCAUAGGAAAGAGUACAUCUGACUAUAACCAGUUUUUUGAACGUAUAAUGGAAGAGGAUGAUUUCAAUCCAGAUUCAAUAUUGACUGACUUCGAAUCCGGUACGAUAAAAUCAAUUAAUUCCAUAUUUCCGAAUGUUGUUCACAAAGGCUGCUUAUUUCACUUUGGUCAGUGCGUUUGGCGAAACAUUCAAAGCCACGGAUUACAGAACAAAUACCAGGAGGAUAAGUCGUUCCAUUUAAAUAUUAAAAAACUUAUUGCUUUAGCUUUUGUGCCCAUUGUAGAUGUUGUCAAAGCAUUCGAAUUCGUGAGCGACGACUUUACCGACGACGAUAGCGACGAAUUCAUUCAAUACUUCGAAAAAACCUGGAUUGGAGAGCGAAAAAGAAGAGGUACUGGCCGCACGAAACCACAAUUUUCAAUUCAGCUUUGGAAUGUCCACGAUCGAGUAAUUUCUAAUCUUCCACGUUCUAAUAAUUCUAUUGAAGGUUGGCACAAUGCGUUCGCACAACGGGUUUCAAUCGCUCAUCCAACGAUUUUCAAGUUAACCGAAAAGAUCCGAGUUGAACAAUCAAAAUUCGAAAUCGAUAUUGCUCAAAUAAGCCAAGGCCACGAACCAAAACCAAAAAAAGCAGCGUAUCGGAAACUCGACGAUCGAAUUACACGCUUGGUCGCUGAUUAUGGCAACGUCAAUCUCAGCGAAUACUUGAAGAACAUCGCUGCAAAUGUAUCAAUAUAG
Messenger RNA from Adineta ricciae, 1323 nucleotides. Lineage: Eukaryota; Metazoa; Rotifera; Eurotatoria; Adinetida; Adinetidae. The record is from the annotation of a GenBank genome assembly.